AUGGCAGCUACGCCCAUCGCAGUCGAGGGCAAGAAUGAGGAGAAUAUGGACAUGGACUUGGGGACAGGCGGGACGAGAUCCCAACAAUCGGAUACGAGCAAGAACGAAACUCCGGAAGGUGCACCACCAAUGCCAUCGUUACGGUCACUGGACUCUCUUAUGGGUACACAGGGUGUACUUCCAUCGCAGUCCGAACAGCUCUCAACACUGGCCGUACCAACGCCUACCGAUGGCCAGGGAUCAACACUUCAAGCUUUCACCGCACCUUCGUUAUCGAUGAAUGCCACCUCGACCUUCUCUCUUAACUUUGUAGCAUCUACCAUCCGGCCAACUCUUACUGCGCAAGCAGAUGCUGUCGCCAUGAACGAGGCCAUGACCAUCCAACCUGCUUCAACUGCAGUCCCAGGCCUUCUAGCGGACUCUUUCGCACAGGAUGAAAUUGCAGCCCUUCCCGGUGUCAACCAAGACGACCCGUCAUUGGAGACAGUACCCGGAAUGAACCAAGAGUACGACUAUACCGUUUGCAACUUCGGCGAUGACAGUGGGAAAGCCUAUGCCUGGGAAGAAUCAACCGAAGCCUACAAUGGAUGUUUCUGCAGUGUCUUUCAUGAUUCUGAGCGACUCCCGCUCAACGGCUAUGUCAACUAUGUCGUCUUCUUCGGCAGUGAGCACAGCCACUGA
This is a messenger RNA of Alternaria arbusti, 681 nucleotides long. RefSeq lists its product as uncharacterized. The coding region runs from base 1 to 681 and encodes 226 amino acids. The transcript is spliced from 2 exons. NCBI's taxonomy places the organism in Eukaryota, Fungi, Ascomycota, Dothideomycetes, Pleosporales, Pleosporaceae. The record is from RefSeq and is a predicted model, not a curated record.